AUGACGAGUAAUCAAAUUCGUUUGAACUGUGGCAUUACAAUGCCUCUUAUGGGAUUUGGAACUUAUUCAUACCCAUUUAAUAGGAAGACCACAGAGCUCGCCAUCCUCAAUGCCCUAAAGGUGGGUUAUAGGCAUUUUGAUACUGCAAAGAUAUAUGGCUCAGAGGAAGCAGUGGGAUCAGCAUUGAACAAAGCAAUGCAAGAAGGAGUAAUUGAAAGAGAAGACAUUUUCUUGACAUCAAAACUGUGGGGAAGUGACCAUCAUGAUCCUGUUUCUGCAUUGAAGCAAAGCCUACGAAAUGUGGGAAUGGAGUAUUUGGACAUGUAUUUAGUGCACUGGCCUGUGAAGUUGAAGCCAUGGGUGAACUAUCCGGUGCCAAAUGAAGAAGAUUUUGAGAAAUUGGAUAUUGAGAGCACUUGGAUUGGCAUGCAGAAAUGCCUUGAAAUGGGGCUGUGUAGGUGCAUUGGUGUUAGCAAUUUCUCCAGCACCAAGAUUGAGUCUCUUUUGGAUUCCUCUUCUACACCUCCAGCUGUUAAUCAGGUGGAGAUGCAUCCCAUGUGGAAGCAAAGAAAGCUGAGGGAGACAUGUGGGGCCCACGAAAUCCACGUCAGUGCAUAUUCACCACUUGGGGGGCCUGGAAAUGCGUGGGGAUCAACGGCUGUUGUGGAUCACCCAAUUGUACAAUCCAUUGCUUCCAAACGCAACUCAACACCUGCUCAGGUUGCAUUGAGGUGGGGAUUGUCAAAGGGGUCAAGUGUGAUAGUGAAGAGCUUCAAUGAAGAAAGGAUGAAAGAGAAUAUGGCGUCACUUGAUCUGAAUUUGGACCACGAAGAUAUGUUUGAGAUUGAGAAAAUGGAAGAAAAGAAGAUCAUGAGAGGAGAGUUCCUUGUUAAUCAAACCACAAGUCCUUUCAGGACUAUCCAACAACUGUGGGACCAUGAAAUUUAA
Neltuma alba is the source of this 948-nucleotide messenger RNA. RefSeq names its product non-functional NADPH-dependent codeinone reductase 2-like. The record is from RefSeq and is a predicted model, not a curated record. NCBI's taxonomy places the organism in Eukaryota, Viridiplantae, Streptophyta, Magnoliopsida, Fabales, Fabaceae. The transcript is spliced from 5 exons. Bases 1 to 948 code for a protein of 315 amino acids. Gene Ontology annotation, molecular function: oxidoreductase activity.